CCCGUCUUGUGCGCGCUGCUGCGUUCCUGUCACCUGACUGAUCACGGCCGCCACUUCCGGCAGCUAACUGGACAGCGCCACAUUCGUUUCGCCUAGGUCAGCAGCGUUCGUUUAUCUGUCCCCCGUGACACAUGGCUGAAACCGUGGUAGAUACCCGCCGUCUGCACAGCAAACCGCAGAAUCUGAACGACGCGUACGGUCCGCCAAGCAAUUUCCUGGAGAUAGAUGUCAGGAACCCACAGACUGUCGGGGUGGGCCGAAACCGCUACACUACCUACGAGGUCCGGCUGAAGACUAACCUGCCAAUUUUCAAACUGAAAGAAUCUUGUGUCCGACGAAGAUAUAGUGAUUUUGAGUGGCUAAGGAGUGAACUUGAAAGAGAAAGCAAGGUUGUGGUGCCCCCUCUACCUGGCAAGGCUCUUUUUCGACAGCUCCCAUUCAGAGGAGAUGAAGGGAUCUUUGAUGACUCUUUCAUAGAGGAAAGAAAGCAAGGGCUUGAGCAAUUUAUAAACAAAGUUGCUGGCCACCCUUUGGCACAGAACGAACGUUGCCUUCAUAUGUUUUUACAAGAUGAAAUUAUAGACAGGAACUACACACCAUCCAAAAUAAGACAGGCUUAACGACUGGAAGCGAGUGAAAUCCUAUGACUGUAAAACAUUAUUUUAUUAUAGUGUUGGCAUGUUACAAUCUGCUGUAAUAAAUGUAACAUACUAACCUCUAUAUUACUUUACAAUGUUACUUUUAAUUUCAGCUCUGGAAUUGGGUGCAAUUGCCACUGAAGUACAUGAUUACGCACACACUGAACCUCAAGGUGCUUGGACAGGACUCCCUGAUGUCAGUUGUGAUGUCCUACAUAUGUGUUUCUUACAUGCUCUGAACCAAAUUUAAACAAGUCCAUGUUUCAUAGCGCAUGUUUAUAGCACUACAGCAACGAUUCAGGCUGUGAGAAGGGGCUCGUGUUCAUAAAGGGUUACUUUAAGUGGGCGCAUGUAUCGUAAAACGAGUAAUUCAUCAUGGAAAGACCACAGUGUUAACAGAGUUGUAUUUAGUUGUGUUCAGGUCUUCCAGGAAAAGUCAUGGAAUGUGGGCUGUGAAGCUUGGCUGACAUGAGCCUCUUGCUCUAAGAAAUGUGAAAGUUCUUAUUCUAGUCGGUCGUCUCUCAUCAGGAAUCUUGCAGCAUCUUUGGCAGUCAUUUUUUCCCGUCCUUUGUGGGCAGUGUCUCAUUGUUUUGUCAAUGCUUCUCAUCUAGCGUUUUUUUUGUCCAUGCUUAUCAUGAUCUGUUUUGUCAUUUGGAAAGUCAUACAAAUUCUGCCUUUUUGCGCUGAGGACUUGGAUUAAAUCAUGUUUGUGUUGACGACCAACAUCACUUUUCAGUAAUCACUGAUUUGAUUGUAAUAGAUGCUCACUAGAGUUGGCUUUUUAUCAUAAAAGCUGCUUGUGAGGUUACCGGCAUCUUGUUUUUAAUUGGAAAACAACCAAGCAGCCACGUCAUCUCUUCACGAAUCAUUUAUCAUACAUAUGUAUAUGUAUCUAGACGUAAUUAGUUUGGCAGCUAACUAGCACUAACAAAGACUCCCUAGAAUGUUUCUGCUGUGUAUUAUCAUAUGCCACUGUCCUAUUGUAUUCUGUAUAUCUUAAUGUGUAAUCUUUACACACGGAAAUUCUUCAAAGCUUGCAAAAGACUUUAUAAUAAAUGUUAAAAAAAAUUACUUUAUAGAAGUAUAAAACAUCUUUAUAUGACUUGUCUAAAUUUUUGAAAUAAAAAUAUGGAAAUAAAAAUCUUUUAUUUACAA
Bufo gargarizans (Asiatic toad) is the source of this 1793-nucleotide messenger RNA. It is a transcript of the gene SNX3, whose product is annotated as sorting nexin 3. Gene Ontology annotation, molecular function: phosphatidylinositol-3-phosphate binding. NCBI's taxonomy places the organism in Eukaryota, Metazoa, Chordata, Amphibia, Anura, Bufonidae. The coding region runs from base 132 to 620 and encodes 162 amino acids. The record is from RefSeq and is a predicted model, not a curated record. Gene Ontology annotation, biological process: endocytic recycling; late endosome to Golgi transport. Gene Ontology annotation, cellular component: retromer complex; early endosome membrane. The transcript has 4 exons.